This is a messenger RNA of Diplodia corticola, 753 nucleotides long. RefSeq lists its product as uncharacterized. The record is from RefSeq and is a predicted model, not a curated record. Lineage: Eukaryota; Fungi; Ascomycota; Dothideomycetes; Botryosphaeriales; Botryosphaeriaceae. The transcript has a single exon. Bases 1 to 753 code for a protein of 250 amino acids.
AUGCGCACCACCCACCCCAUCCUCACCCUCACCACCCUCCUCGCCCUCUCCACCACCGGCGCCCUCUCCGCCCCCCUCACCUCCGCCAGCUACGGCACCACCGCCAAAUCCGCCACGCACCUCAGCCACCGCCCUCCCCGCGCCGUCGACUCCGCCUCGACCCUCUACAGCAUCGAGCUCGCAUCCACGCAGCAACACCACAGCAACGAGCACAUCUACGCCGACGACCUCGUCGUCGUCGAGCGGCGGAAAGAAUCGAAACCAUCCGGCAGCGACGACAAGGGGGGGAGACUCGCGCAAAACGGCAGCAGCAGCAGCAAGAACGGUACGAUGGCUGCUAGUACCGCGAAGCCGGAGGACGCGGGGAAGAAGGGGAGCGGGAACGGGAACGGGAAGGGCGGCGGCGCCACUGAUGAUGGUGCGCAGAAGAAGAAUAAUGCUGCUGCGACGGCCACUGGUGCGGGGGAUAAGAAGGGGGGCGGUCGCCAGAGCACAGCUGGUCCAGCUGGCCACACCGACGACAACAACAACAACGACGACGGCCACAAAAAUGGCCGCGGUAAGCGCGAGGCGAAGUCAGAUGGCGCUGGCGACAAGAAAGGAUCUGAGAAGACGGCGGUGGCCGAGAAGGUGAAGAGCGGGAAGGGCGAUGCGGAUAAGAAGGGGGGAGUGGCCGACGGCAAGGCUGAGGCGAAGGAGGUGAAGAAGGCUGGUGGGGAAAAGACUGGCAAGGAAAGCCACUUGAUGGAGUGA